Aethalodelphis obliquidens (Pacific white-sided dolphin) is the source of this 9493-nucleotide messenger RNA. It is a transcript of the gene SSH2, whose product is annotated as slingshot protein phosphatase 2. The record is from RefSeq and is a predicted model, not a curated record. The transcript has 16 exons. Lineage: Eukaryota; Metazoa; Chordata; Mammalia; Artiodactyla; Delphinidae. Bases 148 to 4494 code for a protein of 1448 amino acids. Gene Ontology annotation, biological process: protein dephosphorylation; negative regulation of actin filament polymerization. Gene Ontology annotation, molecular function: actin binding; phosphatase activity.
UCGCGCGGUCUCCUCCUCCUCCUCCUCCUCCUCCCCGCCCCCCUCAUCCCCACCCCACACCCCUUGCCUCAUCCCGGCUCCGUCACCCUCCCGCCCCCCACACUCAGGACAAGAAUGCCCUGCCCGGAACAGCCCAGCAGCGCCUAGAUGGCUUUGGUCACAGUCCAGCGGUCGCCUACCCCCAGCACUACCUCCAGCCCCUGCGCCUCGAGCUCUCAUUUGGAAGACAGUGAAUCCGCAGCAUUACUUUGCUGUGAACGUGAAGAAUCAGAAAUCUUUAGUGAUUCCAAUGAGGCAGACAGUGGGGAGGAGGAAUGCCGAUCACAGCCCAGGAGCAUCAGCGAGAGCUUUCUAACGGUCAAAGGUGCUGCCCUUUUUCUGCCACGGGGAAAUGGCUCAUCCACACCAAGAAUCAGCCACAGACGCAAUAAGCAUGCAGGUGACCUCCAACAGCAUCUCCAAGCAAUGUUCAUAUUACUCCGCCCAGAAGACAACAUCAGGCUGGCUGUAAGACUAGAAAGUACUUACCAGAAUCGAACACGCUAUAUGGUAGUGGUUUCAACUAACGGUAGACAAGACACUGAAGAAAGCAUCGUCCUAGGAAUGGAUUUCUCCUCUAAUGACAGUAGCACUUGUACCAUGGGUUUAGUCCUGCCUCUCUGGAGUGACACCCUAAUUCAUUUGGAUGGUGAUGGUGGGUUCAGCGUAUCAACAGAUAACAGAGUUCACAUAUUCAAACCUGUGUCUGUGCAGGCAAUGUGGUCUGCAUUACAGAGUCUACACAAGGCUUGUGAAGUCGCCAGAAUGCAUAACUACUACCCUGGCAGCCUGUUUCUCACCUGGGUGAGUUAUUACGAGAGCCAUAUCAACUCAGAUCAAUCCUCAGUCAAUGAAUGGAAUGCUAUGCAGGAUGUGCAGUCCCACCGGCCUGACUCUCCAGCUCUUUUCACAGACAUACCAACUGAACGUGAGCGAACAGAAAGGCUAAUUAAAACCAAAUUAAGGGAGAUUAUGAUGCAGAAGGAUUUGGAGAAUAUCACAUCCAAAGAGAUACGAACUGAAUUGGAAAUGCAAAUGGUGUGCAACUUGCGAGAAUUCAAGGAAUUUAUAGAUAAUGAAAUGAUAGUGAUCCUUGGUCAGAUGGAUAGCCCUACACAGAUAUUUGAGCACGUGUUCUUGGGCUCGGAAUGGAAUGCCUCUAACUUAGAGGAUUUACAGAACCGAGGGGUGCGAUAUAUCUUGAAUGUCACUCGAGAGAUAGAUAACUUCUUCCCAGGAGUCUUUGAGUAUCACAACAUUCGGGUAUAUGAUGAAGAGGCAACGGAUCUCCUGGCUUACUGGAAUGACACUUACAAAUUCAUCUCUAAAGCAAAGAAACAUGGAUCUAAAUGCCUUGUGCACUGCAAAAUGGGGGUGAGUCGCUCAGCCUCCACUGUGAUUGCCUAUGCGAUGAAGGAGUAUGGCUGGAAUCUGGACCGAGCCUAUGACUACGUGAAGGAAAGACGAACAGUGACCAAGCCCAACCCCAGCUUCAUGAGACAGCUGGAAGAGUACCAGGGGAUCUUGCUGGCAAGCAAACAGCGGCAUAACAAGCUCUGGCGAUCUCAUUCAGAUAGUGACCUCUCGGACCACCACGAACCCAUCUGCAAAGCAGGACUAGAACUCAACAAGAAGGAGAUCACCACCUCAGCAGACCAGAUUGCCGAGGUCAAGACCAUGGAGAGUCACCCACCCAUACCUCCCGUCUUCGUGGAACAUGUCGUCCCACAGGAUGAAAAUCAGAAAGGCCUGUGUACCAAAGAAAGAAUGAUCUGCUUGGAGUUUACUUCUAGGGAAUUUCAUGCCGGACAGAUUGAAGAUGAAUUAAACCUAAAUGACAUCAAUGGAUGCUCAUCAGGGUGUUGUCUCAAUGAAUCAAAAUUCCCUCUUGACAACUGCCAUGCAUCCAAAGCCUUAAUCCAACCUGGACAGGACCCAGAAAUGGCCAACAAGUUCCCAGACUUAACAGUGGAAGAUUUGGAGACAGACGCACUGAAAGCAGACAUGAACGUCCACUUACUGCCCAUGGAAGAACUGACAUCCCGCCUGAAAGAUCUCCCCAUGUCCCCUGAUCCUGACUCACCGAGCCCCCAACCCAGUUGCCAGGCUGAAGUCUCAGAUUUCAGUACAGAUCGCAUUGACUUUUUUAGCGCGCUAGAGAAGUUUGUAGAGCUUUCCCAAGAAACCCGGGCCCGAUCUUUUUCUCACUCAAGGAUGGAGGAACUGGGUGGAGGAAGGAGCGAGAGCUGUCGACUGUCAGUGGUCGAAGUAGCCCCUUCCGAAGCGACCGCUGAUGACCAGAGAAGCAGCUCUCUGAGUAAUACUCCCCAUGCAUCUGAAGAAUCUUCAAUAGAUGAGGAACAGUCAAAGGCAAUCUCAGAACUGGUCAGUCCAGACAUCUUCAUGCAGUCUCACUCAGAAAAUGCAAUUUCAGUCAAAGAAAUCGUCACUGAGAUUGAAUCCAUCAGUCAAGGAGUUGGACAGAUUCAAGUGAAAGGCGACAUCCUAGCCAUUCCAUGCCAUACACCAAAGAAGCACAUCGUCCAUGAGCUGCCCCUUGAGAGGGCCCAAGCCGCAGAGAACAAACCUGGAAAUCUGGAGCAGAGUGGAGGUUCCUGCACAGCCCAGCCUGAACUAGCCAAAGACUCAGGGAAGUGGGAGCCAGAAGGGUGCCCAGUGGCACACUCAUCCACCACAGAGUUGGAAGAAGAGGAACCAGCUGAGGGGGAACCAGAGCUCUGGGGCCCAGGGAUGCCCCCAGGUGCCAAGUGGUGCCCCGGGUCCGUGAGGCGAGCCACCUUGGAGUUUGAGGAGCGCUUGCGGCAGGAGCAGGAGCAGUACGGUGCUGCCCCUGCUUGUGCCUCGUUGUCCACUCGUAAGAAUUCCAAGAAUGAUUCUUCUAUGGCAGAUCUGGCAUCAAAAGGGAGGAGUGAUGAAGCCACCCUAGAACAUGCAUUUGUCCCCAGGGAACCAGAGACGAGCAAGGGCAAAGGGAAAUGCAGUGGGUCUGAGGCUGGCUCCCUACCCCAUUCUGAGCAGCAUGCCAUCGUUCCAGCACCCGAGCUGCCGGAGUCUCUCCCGUUGCCAGCUCCUCAGAAGUGCCCAGGGUCAGGUCCCAGAACACAGCAGGAAGGAGUCCUGAAGGAGCAGAGGACUUCGGUCUCAUGCCAGGGACCUGAGACACCAGCAGUCCCUCUGCCUCUUCCCAAGAAGAUAGAAAUCAUUGAAUACACCCACACAGUCACGACACCUGAUCACGGGCCAGAGGGGGAAACAGCCACCAGCGAAAAGAGUGGGGAGCAGGGACUGAGGAAAGUGAAAGUGGAGGAGUCCGUUACUGUCCUCUGUGCACUGGAUGAAAAUCUGAACCGGACACUGAGCCCCGACCAGGCUUCUCUGCACCCCAGAGCGCUACCUCUGCCUCACUCUUCCUCUCCCGAGCCUGAGCACGGCAGGCCCGCCCACCCAGCCCCCACCCUGAGCAGCCCUGGAGACGGGGGCAACAGCCCAGCAGCUGCCCUGGAGACGGCAGCGCCUUCUGUCAGUCACUCAGCCCACGUACUUGGUGCCAGCUUGGCUUACCUGCAUCCCCAGACGGUGGUUCACCUGGAAGGCUUCACAGAGCAAAGCAGCACCACAGACAAUGAGCCCUCUGUGGAGAAGGGCAGCUGGGAGGAAAGUCAGGAGGGCCCCCUCUCCAGGGGCAGUGGAGUGCCAUAUCAGGGCUCCCAGGUAAGUAGUGAAGACCUGUGUUUAAUUAGCAGACUCGGUGACAGUGUUGGGGAGCAGCAAGAAAAACUGGACCCAUCACCUGUAGCCUGUCAGCUCCCACACAGCCCUAGUAGUGAUGGUAUAAAGGGUCUCAGUCACAGCCCCAGUGGGGUGAAGGAACGCGCUAAAGAAAUCGAGUCCCGAGAGAUUUCCCAGGUAGGGCUCCCCAAACCAUCGCAAAUGAGGCGUUCAGCUUCCCUCGCCAAGUUAGGUUACCUGGACCUCUGUAAAGACUGUUUACCGGAGAGGGGGCCUAUCUGCUCUGAGUCCCCUCAUCUCAAACUGCUUCAGCCCUUCCUCAGAAUGGGCUCGGGAAUGGAGGCCCAGGAGCCCCCAGAAAACCCAGAUGCUCCCCAGAACCUAGAGCCCACCAAGUGGUUCAUAGAGCAACUCAAAACAACAGAGUGUAUCGCACAGAGCAAGCCGGUGGAGAGGCCCCUUGUACAGUAUGCCAAAGAAUUUGGUUCCAGUCAGCAGUGUUUGCUCCCCAGGGCAGGACCUGAAUUGACUAGUUCUGAAGGAGGCCUUCCUUUGGUACAGACCCAGGGACUGCAGGGUGCAGGCCCAGCUCCAGGGCUGGCUGUAGUGCCCCGUCAGCAGCACGGCAGAACUCACCCCCUAAGGAGACUGAAAAAAGCAAAUGAUAAAAAACGGACAACCAACCCCUUCUAUAAUACCAUGUGAUUCUGAGCCUCUACAUGUGACUUUCUGAAAGAAAUGUUUGUAAAAGGGGCAGGUGUAAUAUGUAAGGAACAUGCACUUUAUUGGUUAAUUUUAUAAUACUUUGGUCAUUUUACUGUUCCUGGCGCAUGCAGGGUUUGGUUUUUUUCCUCUGUGUGUGUGAGAGAGAGAGAGAGUUUGAUUUGGACGGCAAGACCAUUUUAUCAUUUUUUAUUUUUGGAAAAUGCAAACCUCAAAGAAUACUCAUUUUCAAAGAACACCUUUAUCAAAGGCAAAUUGCUGUUUUUCAGUCUACUGCCACCUGCUCCUCAUUUUGCUCCCUGAGGGAAGGCAUGCUUGCUUGAUUGAGGAAGGAAGCAGAUGGGGAAGGUGGGGUUGAAGCUGGGAAUUGGAAAUGCUGCCCCAGGCCUGUGUGAUGAUGGUUAGGUCUCCAGACCUGAUGCAUUGGAUUCACUGAAGGGGGCAGCCCAACAUCAGCAUGCUCUCAGACUUGGGCCCCAGCCCCAGCCCCAGCCCCUUGGAGUUGCCGAAAUGGGCAGGUUCUGCUUUGCUCUCAAAGAGGGUCUUCCAGAAUUCAUUUUCCUGGUCUCCAGAGUGUAUCAUUACAAAAAGGCAUGAUAAUUGGCUGGCUUUGUAAACUUAUCAAGCAAAUACUUUUUUACCCCAAGCAAAGAAUUUUAUUAAAUUUAAAAUGAACUCCAAAGGAUUUCUGAGAGGUCCUCUCUAGAGGAAAGCAGAAGAAGAGAAGGAGGUGAAAUUGGGGGUGGAGAGGCCACCACUGCCCAGUAUCUUCCAGGUGGACGGGCUCCACACAGGUGGUCAUCCUACCCCACCCCACCCCGCAUCCCCUGGAAAUGUGCCCUGCAGCAUUCUCCCAACUAAAACACAAUAGGGACAAGUUUGAAAAACAGCAAUUAAAAGUCAGUGUGUUCUUGUAAAAUGAAUACAUAUGUAGGGUUUUAACCCUUUCGUUACUUGAAUAAUUCUGUGGGCCUUCUAAGUUUAAUGGCCAUAUUUUUUCCGAUUUAUUUUCCUCCCUCAUGCUGUUUCUCCCAGUGCUGCCUAUUUUUUUUAAUUUUGUAGGUAUUUGAAUUGUUACAUUACGUAUGUAUAACCUCCAUUGAAUGCAAAGUUUUCUUUUUAAUAUUAUCACUGUUAACACUUGACAUAAGUUUUUUUUUUCCUUUUCCUGGAAGAUUUGUCAUUUCUCUAGUUUAUACACAGUACUUAUGUACAUAAUGUUGUCACUUUCUUACAUUGUUUUGUUGUUAAUGUUGUAUGUUGUAGGGUCUUUUUGACUUAUCCAUUUUAAGAAAUAGUAAAGCUGCAACUGGAAAACAUACGGACACCACAGAAAUAAGACUGAUGGGUGUUGGUAGGAAUCUGCAGAGUAUAUAUUGAUGGUGGUUUUUUUUAAAAUGGAGACUUCUAAUCACCAGCUCCUGCCAAAUUAUGCGUUAGUAACUUCCUCCUCAGAGAAACCCCUAAAGGCUCCCAUUAGAUCACAGUUUGACUGAAGGCUGAUUUCUCUUUGAGACUGAAAUCCCAGAACGUUGUUCACCACUAGCUGAACCAGAGCCAGGGAGUAUAUGUGAGUGUUACCGCUGCCCAGGGUGGAAGCUCCUAAUGGAUUAGGCUGAAGGGCUGCAGGGAGGCCUCGGCCAAGGGCAGGCACCCUUAAAUGACCGCGUUUAGGAUGCUGUUGCUUUGCUGCUAUUGUGGAGGUCCUUAACACAGGAGCACCUGCCGUAAACAAGCCUAUUUCAGCUUCUUACAGAAAACAUAUUUAGCUUGGAAUGGAACACCACUGCAGCUCAUCAAAACUGAAGAGGUUUGCAAAUUUGCUUCCUGUUUGCUUUGGUGGUUGUCCCCAUUGCUGAGAGGUUGACCGAGCACAGACCUAAGAUUCAGGUUUGGGGUUCAUCACAGCACUUAGAGGAAAAAGAUGCACAGACUGUCAAAGUGAUGUCAGAGGCCAGAGUUCGAUGAGGACAGGUGGUAUGGUGACCCAAAGGAGAGAGAAAAGGUGGACUGAGGCCACUUGUACGUGUUCAAGAGGAGCUGUGAAUCCAGUUGCCGGGUGGAGGCCGUAGUUGGGUCUGACAUCACUGCCAGGAGGCAGAUUGGACAGAAACCUCCUGCUCUUAAGUGUUUUUAUGGUGUAGUAAUGAUAUGUACCUGUGCUGUCCCUAAAUAGUUUCCUUAAAUGUUCAAAUGUGUCAUCCACACAGCUUUGUGGCUCCAGGAUAUUUAAUGUGUUGUAAAAUGUUUUACUUGGUGGCAUGUUCCAGUGUGAGGAGGCUUGCAGGACAGGGUUAUGAAUUUCCAGGGCUCAUCCAUCUAAACUGCCCUUUCUUGUUGAGGCAGUUCCAUCACCAAUAUGUUGGCGAAAGGAGAGGAAACUGUGGCAGGGGUGGGAAGAGGAGGCUUUGCAUGGAGGUUAAGAGAGUAGCGUCCACUCAGUUAAUCCCUUGAGAUGGUGACAUCCCUCACAUUAAGAAGUACACACAGGGUCGACAGUGCUGCACUGUUCUCUCUUCUUUUCCCGGCCACUGUGUUUAAUGCUCACUCUCACUGCAUUAAAGAACAACAAAGAUUGGGAGUGGAGGAACCUCAAACGCUGUGAAGAAAAACAAAACCUUUUUUUUUUUUUAAAGAGUAGAGGAGGUCUUGCUCUGCCUUUUUUUUUUAAUAAUUAUACUUUUUAUCAUUUAAUUUACCUGCCUAAAUAAACAUUCUCUACACAAGGUCUGUAAUUCAGCCAUGCCAUAGGGUUUUGCCAGCCCUCAGACUCCCAAAACCGAGUGUUCUUGUGCUAUUUAUGUAGCUGAGCACUGUCCAGGGGAAGUACAUGACGGCCUAUCAAGAACUUUCUACACUUUAUUCUCUUCAAAUGGAUAAUCUCAGGUGGCCUGUUUCCCUUUUCUGUUCAUGGAAAAGCCAGACCCGAAACAGCAGUUCUGGUAGAUUGACAGAGAUGAGUAGGAAAAGUUUGGACCUCUCGCUCAGUGCCUCUCUUUAUUUUGAAAACCAUCAUAGUCUGACUCAGAAUUAUUCUGGAGGGGUUGUGUGUGUGUGUGUGUGUGUGUGUGUGUGUAAAAAGUAACACUGUGGUGCAUGGGAUAAAAGCCCCAGGAGCACACAGAUUUUGAGCUGUAAUCUGGAUGGUUACCUGGUCAGUAGGAAGGAGAGAAACCCCUUUUUUGAUUUUAGAAACACUUAGGAGUAGUUUGUACUAUAGCAGAUACACAGUACAGUAGUGUAGUAAUACUCAUCUCUCCUCAUUUUGGUUGCCUUUCAGAUUCCGAAUGUUUAGGAUCAUUCCUAACAUUUCAGGCUCUUUAUCUAGCAUUUUCCUGGUUCUGUACCUUUAUCCCAACUGGUAUUUCCUCUUUCUCAUUUUGGGAACUACCAAGAGCCCCAAGGACAGCCUGAGGAUGACAGCCCAGGCUCUGAGGUCCCCUCCUGCUAAAGGGCCCCAGACAGAUGGCUCUUGGAUAGACCUGAAGCUUCUGAGACAUAGCAGCUCACAGAAAUCUUCAUUUGUUCCAUCUGAGGAUUUCAGUUCUGAAGUGAUCUAGCCAUGUUUGGUAAAGAUGUUUUUGUGGGAACUGUUUCUCUCUCUCUCUAUUUUUUUUUUUAAGAAAGCAUUAUGCAAAAAGGGUCUCUUUCAAGGGCAUUUUAAAUUUUUUAAAUAAAGCCAUUCUUUGGCUUUUUUGAACUGUUUGUGGAUAUUUUGUUUACAUUGUGAAUAUUAAAACGUGCAUCCUCUUGAUGGCCGCUCAGAUUCCUCCUCCAGGCACCCAGCCCUGGCCAUCCUGUGAGUCCUCACACUGAGCAAGGUCAGCCUUAUGGGUAAGUGGGGAAAACCUGGAGCUGACUUCCAUCUGUGUCUUGCACUCCCAUCCAACACUCUGUAUGGAAAUAUUCAUCAUUUCCUCAGUGAUGGUGUGUCUUAUAGUGAUGGUUGUAAUGGUGAAUGGCUAGUGUCGUUUUUGUCUAAUUUUGUUUUGCUUUUUGAUGGUAGAUGAGAUGAAAUUUUAGCUAUUUCAGCACCAAUCCAACUUAAAAACAUCUUGGAUUUGUUUUCCCUUCCAAACUAAAAGAUUAAGGCAUGUAUUAGGCAUAAGUGUAUUUGCUGCCGUGACUCAUCCGACGGCUAUAUCAGGAAAAAGCCUCCUGCUACCAAAGCAGGAAGCUGCACACUCCUAACCCUUCUCCAGGGCUUGGGGUCCCUUGAUGCCAUGGAGAGCUAUUGCAAGGUGCUUCUGUACUUUUCUGGCCUGGAAGUGGAGGGUGCCUGCGCCUGGCUCCUGCUAUGAAAAGAGAACCAGCCUCACUUUCUCAGUGCCCCAGAGAUCUGGGACAGGAUUUCUAAACUGGAAUCAUCCCUCAUCAGCUUGAAGAUGUCCCAAGGGGUAUACGACUAGUGCUGCCAUCUGUGUCCUCACAGCAACACUGGUGGCAGCAUCCUGUGCACACAUGGAGAGCUAAUACCCAGGGCUUAACUCAAGCUGAUGACCCAGUCUGGAAGCUGGGUAACUGGCCCUGAAAUGUUUCCCAAUCAGUAAAUCCACAGGGAACUGUUUGGUUUUUAUGUUUUAUUGGAAUUUGGUUUGCUUGGCAUAGCUUAAGGUGCCUUUUCUUUCUUUCUACUUUAAUUUUGUAGGACUUGUUCUAAAUGUAGAAAACAAGUCCAAAAGACUCUCCCACUGACUGUUACCUUUGCCCCAGGCCACCCCAAACUUUUAUGCUCACAUUUUAUUAAAUAAAGCAGGUGCUCCCUGGAACCUCUGGGACCUUUUUGAGGCGUUUGAAGCAGAAUAUAAAGAGUGGUCUCAUCUCCUUCCUUAAUCUUCCUGGUGGUUGGGAUGUUCCACUUGUAUCAUAGGUUUUUUUAUUACUGAUGUGCUCCGCUGUUUUUAAAUGUGAACUUGUGCGCAAAUGUGCAGAUUCAAUGUUCUUGUUACAGAUUGAAUAAAUUUUUAUUUUGAAGAUGAAA